AUGACAGAGGCAUCACGGGAUCCUGAGGUGGCUGAUUCAGAAAGUCCUGCCGACAAUGGUAGGACAACAUUAAAUCUGACUUGUUCGACAACCAAUAAGAAACCUCUUCCGGAUCGUGGAACAUGGAGCACCAAGCUGGAUUUUAUUCUCAGUGUGGUCGGUUUGGCAAUCGGUCUCGGCAACGUUUGGCGAUUUCCGUACCUCUGCUAUAAAAAUGGCGGCGGUGCUUUCCUAAUUCCCUAUUUCUUGACGCUGUUUCUGGCUGGUAUACCCAUGUUCUUCAUGGAGCUGGCUCUCGGACAGAUGUUGACGGUGGGCGGCCUUGGAGUCUUCAAGAUUGCGCCGCUCUUCAAGGGUAUCGGUUAUGCCGCUGCAGUCAUGUCCUGCUGGAUGAACGUCUAUUACAUCGUUAUCUUGGCCUGGGCGAUUUUCUAUUUCUUCAUGUCAAUGCGAAGCGAAUUGCCUUGGGGUAGCUGCAACAAUUACUGGAACACCAAGAACUGCGUGAAUCCUUAUGACAGAAGCUCAUUGCUCUGCUGGAGUGAGAUCUCGGCGAGGAAUGGUAGCGUUGUCAAGAUGUGCACGGUCAAUCACAUUAACAUGACAGUGGCGGAGCUCACGGAUCCUGUGAAGGAGUUCUGGGAGCGUCGAGCGUUGCAGAUCAGCGACGGCAUCGAAUCUAUAGGCAAUAUUCGAUGGGAAUUGGCAGGUACGUUAUUACUAGUGUGGAUAAUCUGUUACUUUUGCAUCUGGAAAGGUGUUAAGUGGACCGGCAAAGUCGUCUAUUUUACAUCCCUCUUCCCAUACGUGUUGCUCACUGUUCUUCUGAUCCGUGGUAUCACCUUGCCCGGCGCCAUGGAAGGCAUUCGAUUUUAUAUCAGUCCAAAUUUGUCCAAGCUCCAAGAAUCCGAGGUAUGGAUCGAUGCAGUGACACAGAUCUUCUUCUCGUAUGGUCUCGGACUUGGCACUUUGGUGGCCCUCGGCAGUUACAAUAAAUUCACCAACAAUGUCUACAAGGAUGCUCUAAUAGUUUGCUCAGUCAACUCGUCCACCAGUAUGUUCGCGGGUUUUGUGAUAUUCUCGGUGGUUGGUUUCAUGGCACAUGAGCAACAGAAGCCGGUCGCCGAAGUAGCCGCUUCCGGGCCGGGGUUGGCUUUCUUGGCUUAUCCGUCGGCGGUUCUGCAAUUGCCAGGUGCACCGCUCUGGUCAUGCCUAUUCUUUUUCAUGUUGUUGCUCAUCGGGCUCGAUUCCCAAUUCUGCACGAUGGAAGGCUUCGUCACUGCUAUGGUGGACGAGUGGCCUCAGCUGUUACGUCGCCGCAAAGAAGUGUUUAUCGCUAUCGUGUGCGCUCUAUCCUAUGUCAUCGGAUUAUCGUGCAUUUCUGAGGGUGGCAUGUACGUUUUCCAAAUUCUCGAUUCGUACGCCGUCUCUGGUUUCUGCUUGCUCUUCCUCAUCUUUUUCGAGUGCAUAUCAAUCAGCUGGGCGUUUGGCGUAAAUCGAUUCUACGAUGCCUUGCGCGAUAUGAUCGGAUAUUAUCCUCUUAUGUGGUGGAAGUUUUGCUGGACAGUGACUACGCCGAUGAUUUGCGUUGGCGUAUUUGUCUUCAAUUUGGUUCAAUGGACACCUAUAAAGUAUCUGGAUUAUGAGUAUCCGUGGUGGUCGCACGUAUUAGGCUGGUUUACGGCGUUAUCUUCCAUGCUCUGUAUACCUGGAUAUAUGGUCUACGCUUGGAUGACCACACCGGGCGAUAACAGAACGAAAUACAAAUUGCUAAUCCAGAUAGAAGACGAUGUCGCGACUCUGCGAACAAAGAUGGGUCAACCACCGGUUGAGCUAACACCCCUAUAAUUUACACUUUAAUCGGCAGCGCAAGCUCGCCUGGUUUGAUAAUACAGCCGUUUCCUAUCAUCCUGUAAAAUUGGUGAAUUACAAGGAAUUAAUAGGGAUUUAUUCUGUAAAGUGAUAAAUCUUCGAAAUCGUGGGAGUGACUUAAAAAAGUUUGUUUAAAUGAGAAUUCUAAGGAUUAUUUCUAUUAUUCGCUUAUGGAAGUAGGACUAUUACGUUGAGAACGUGAAAUGAGAUGGGAAAUAAUCCAAAUCGUGUGACUUGACAGAAUAGGUUCUUGCCAAUUUCUCUUAUAAUACACCCGCUUUUGUAGGAUAUCGUGAUAACGGUUACUAUAAAAGAAAACGCGCGGCCGCGACAGGUCGCCGAGGUCUGGCGUUCCUCGUCAUUCAAGAUACGAUUCGUCACGAAACGGAGAGCCAGCAAUUAAACAAACACGCCAGAAACGAACACACCCGACACUGCCCUCGGUCCCUCUUCCACCCACUCGAGAAAAAGCUUCGCUGGCUUUGUACAUAAAUUAUUUAUUUGUCAUCGUAACGAUUAUCAUGUAACUCCCGCAGGGUAAGUGACAGGUGACGGGGGUUCGCAAACGCUUGCGACAUUCUGGCUAAAUUGUCGGAUUUAUCUUGGAAUCAAACGAAAUCUAUGGAUCUGUAUCAUUGAAAAAAAGUUUUAAAUUUCCUUCAUUCAUUAAAAUUGUUAAGUUAUUAAUUUAUAUUCUAAAAUAUUUUUGCAUUUACCCUUCUUUUGGAUAGCUUCGGCGGUUCAAAUUCCCAUACACAGCACAGAUCUUGCAGAAUAUAUACUAUAGAAACAUUGCUGUUAAAAAUGUUACAAUUACAACAACAAUGUUGCCGAAAAAGUUUGUACAGUAUGGAUUGCGCGUGAUUUCCUUGUAGAAAAAUUGCCAGAUUGUCGUUAUGUUUAGGACACACAUGGGUGAGUGAGUGUUCAGUUAAUCGCUAAGUGAUAUCGGUGCAACCGGCUGUCAGCUCUCAGUAGCGAUACCCGGUGAUCAUAUCAUUCAUCAAACUUAUGUCAUGAGUCUUAUAGUCUUAUACGUGUGUUUGCACUUAUUGUUACGUCCGUACUUUCGCAUCAAUUUAACGCUGCGAUUGACGCACAAAGUGCGGCUGCGUCUCCCUUUUCGAAGAUUAUCAAUUUGAUCAAUUUGGAUAAUGAUUAUCAAUUUACGGCGAGCGUAAGACAUAACGCUAUCAUCAUGAAGAAUUAUUAUAAGUAAGACGAGUACGAUGAUGUUGGUAGUUGGUAGGCAAAUCAAGGAGCCGUACAGUCAAAUUUUUCUUUAUUUGCGAGUGAUUCGUAUUAAUAAUGUAACCGGGCGUUUCAGAUCGCCAUCCGGCCGUUUAUUACAGACAAUACGAAUGUCGGAAUCGUGCCCCGUGCGCAUAUUUAUGCUGCCAUAAAUUAUUAUAAAUAGACGUGUUUUACGCAUCGCAUCGCUCUUAUUUAAUAAAACGUGUUAGUGUUACCUAAUUUAUUUCGUGUACCUGUCAUUAGAUCUGCAGAGCGUCGGCAGAGCGAUAGCAACGAUAGCGAGAUAGUCGACUACGAGAUGACGAAGCGUUCAAUAUGGAUGUGGCAAUACCGCGAGAUUUUAGAGAUGACGAUCAAGUGGAACAAAAGAUGUAAUCCUGAUAUGUUAUUGCUGUUCAUAAUUAUAUAUCGUAUUUAUCUUGCUUGACAUUUGUCACAUGAAGUGUUGAGUGAAACUCUUUCGCACGCAUAUACUAUAAUAUAUAUAUCAUACUAAUUCUAUUCAUGAAAUUAUUAAAAAAAAAAAGAAUUACAUCUUUUAUUCCACUUUGCACAAGUAUAGUUAUACACAUAUAUAUAUAAAUCGCGAGAUUUUGCGAUUUUAUGCAUAUGCCCAAUUUCGCUCGUUGCAGCGUAAAUUCGACGCUUAGCGCGAUAAUUAGAUUUAUAAUAGGCAUCAGUAUGAUAUUGGAAUUAUUUAUUGUUA
Molecule: messenger RNA, 3832 nt
Organism: Pogonomyrmex barbatus (red harvester ant)
Lineage: Eukaryota; Metazoa; Arthropoda; Insecta; Hymenoptera; Formicidae
Gene: Gat-a
Product: GABA neurotransmitter transporter-1A
Biological process (GO): amino acid transport; sodium ion transmembrane transport; nitrogen compound transport
Cellular component (GO): plasma membrane; neuron projection
Molecular function (GO): gamma-aminobutyric acid:sodium:chloride symporter activity
Source: RefSeq, a predicted model, not a curated record